UGAAAAUGUAUUCCUUAAUUCUAAUUGCAGAAAAUGAAUGCAGUUAUAGCCCUGUGUCACUUUUGUGAGAUUCAUGGACCUCGAGUCCUGUUCUGUACACAAGCUCACCACGCCUCUGAACCACAGCAUGUACUCGACGGAAAAGGAGAGGAGUACAACACUACGUUUGGACAUCACUUCCACAAACGACCGCGGUCUUCUACAAACGAGUCUCUAGGUUCGGUCAGCAGUGACCUCACAACGUGUUCCUCUGCUUCAUCUACUGAACAUUGUGAGGCAUGUAGAUCUUUCCAGCCGGGUCAGCCAGGUUUCAUCAGUAAUGACCAUGAAGCCAAGAUUAGCUACAUCAGUUCUCAGAACCCUGAACAUCCAGAGUUGUUUACCAUCAUAAGACAGGCAUGCAUUAGGAGUCUCAGCUGUGAGUACUGUCAGGGACGGGAAGGACCAAUCUUCUUUGGUGAUGAUUACUAUGGCUAUACUCUAAGCUACAUGUUCUUCAUCAAAGACACCCAAGCUAGAGGACUUCAGAGAGGCUACAGUAUCAUUGUCGUCAUGAUGGAUAAGAUUUACCUUCUGAAUUCUUGGCCGUUCCUUGUCAAGCAUAUGAAAUCACUCAUUGAUGAACUCCAGUCAAAGGCCAUCAAGGUGUAUGAGCAGGAGCAAACGCAGCGGAAUCAACGUGCUGAGCGUCUUCACAGGGAGUUCCUCUCACCUGGUGACUUCUACCGUGGAGGGGUCAACAAGCCCUUCAGAGCACUGGUAGUCCUGACGGGAGAUAUCAACCUCUUUAGGUACCUUCAUAUGAGGUUUUCCUGGAUCUUGAAGGCUGGAGGAAACAGGAUGACGGAGAAGGUCCUGGAGGGACCUCCUUUAGAGGAGGCUGUAGAUCUUGACGAUGAUGAAGUGACGGAGGAAGGAUUCAUCAAGGUAUCUACUAAGCCAGCUGUACCAUCAUCCCCUGAAGACCACACCCAACAAGACGAACACCAAUCAGAGGACGAGUUAGAGGGAGACGAUGGGCCGGUCUUUUCAUCACUACAACAUCUCAGAGCUGUUCUUGGUAGUCUCAACUUCCAUGAUGUUGCUUACAAUGUUUUAAUUGGAAAUCAACUGAUCGCCAGAGCUGAUUGCAAAAGCACUCUCAAAUCUCUCUUCAAAGUCCUCAAGGUGAUCCUUCCAGCUGGAUGUUGCCGCAUCAUCAGCCACAGUUCCUCCUAUCAGGCUUCCUACAAGUGCAAUUUCCUGGGUCUAAGCUCCGAUACUGAGCUUCCAGAACAUGUGAUCACCUCAGAGGUCUACCUCCUCUUAGAUGUGAUCAAUCCAACGAACCUGAGACAGGAUUCUAACAUAGUGGUGUCCAAGAUGGCUGGACCGUUCAAGGGAUAUGGCAUCUCUAUCACAAGCAGCUCAGUUGUACCUGAUAAAGUGCCUACGAUCUUGUCAAGAAUAGUGACGACACUGAACAACAAUGACCUUACUCCCGAGAUUGUCGUGACUGUUCUAACUACACUCAAAGAAGAAUGGAUGAAUAAAGUCAAGUUGCUUUUCAAGUUUACAAGAGCAGGGUCGCACUCGGAGGAAGAUACAGAGAAACUCCUCAAGAUUCUUCAAGCAAAGGAUGAGGAUAAACCUCUCUUAAAGUUCUGGAUCACCGGACUUAGCUCACAGUACAGGUCCCAUCUACUCACUUCAACGAUGGGAACAACAUGAGAGUGCAUACGUGGGACUGGAUUAUGCAGAUGCUUGCCUUUUAUAAUAUGUAUAUGAAAUUAAGUUGUGAUAGAUAUUGAUAUUCUGCUUAUAGCUGUUGAUACACAAGGAGAAUGUCUCUUUGCACUUCAAAAUAUAUUAUUAAAGGACAAGUCUACCCCAACAAAAAAUUGAUUUGAAUAAAAAGAGAAAAAUCCAACAA
Molecule: messenger RNA, 1912 nt
Organism: Lytechinus variegatus (green sea urchin)
Lineage: Eukaryota; Metazoa; Echinodermata; Echinoidea; Temnopleuroida; Toxopneustidae
Gene: flcn
Product: folliculin-like
Exons: 9
Coding region: 34-1710 (558 amino acids)
Biological process (GO): positive regulation of TORC1 signaling; negative regulation of transcription by RNA polymerase II; positive regulation of GTPase activity
Cellular component (GO): cytosol
Molecular function (GO): GTPase activator activity
Source: RefSeq, a predicted model, not a curated record